AUGGGUCAUGGUGGUAUGAAUUACCAAUUGAAAACUGUUCGUUUAAUAAUGAUAGUAGUUAAUGUGAUACUAUUUUUGAUCGGUGCAACUUUAUUAGGCGAAGGUAUUGAUCUUUUAUUUAGUGGACAUUUUCACAAUUUUACAGAAUUUAUAUCAAGUGUUCAAAGUUCAAAUAAUGCAAAGAAUAAUGUUGUAUUCGAUGAAAUUUUGUAUAUAAUUAUGAUUAUUCCCGGUUUUAUACUUCUGUCAAUUGGAUUCUUGGGUUGUUCUGGUGCAAUAACUCAAAUACAAUGUCUUUUAUUUUGUGUAAAACAAUUUAUAUCCAUAAUACGUUUAUUAAUUCGUGAUAAAUACAAAGGACCACUUGAGAAAAAUCUUCAAUUAACAUCAUAUCUAUGGGAUUUGAUUAUGUAUCAGUUAAAAUGCUGUGGUAUAGAAAGUAAAAAUGAUUUCAAUGUAACAAAUAACUGGAAUCGAACAAAUCCAUGGUGGACUAAUUCAAUGUCAAUGGAGAAUAGAAAUUUUAAAUAUCCAUUAACAUGUUGCUCAAUAAAUACUAUUUCGAAUAGAGAUUGGCAAUUAUCUCAGAAAGUUAUUUCAUGUGCUCUUCAUGGAAAUGAUAUUUAUGAAAUUGGUUGUUAUAAAAAACUUGUUGAUACAUUUCAUUCAAGUCAAAGUACAAUUUUUAUUAUUAUUGCAUUUAUUAUUAUGAUCGAGAUGACUGCUUUAAUUUUUGUACUAGUUAUUUAUAAUCGAAAUCAAAUGAAUAGAACUCAUCAUAUUAUGGAAGAGUUGCCGCCACCAUAUCCCACUAGGACGAGAAUGAACAAUGCAAAUUUAUAUUUUCAGAUUUAG
This is a messenger RNA of Rotaria sp. Silwood1, 855 nucleotides long. The record is from the annotation of a GenBank genome assembly. NCBI's taxonomy places the organism in Eukaryota, Metazoa, Rotifera, Eurotatoria, Philodinida, Philodinidae.